Messenger RNA from Ctenopharyngodon idella (grass carp), 1411 nucleotides. It is a transcript of the gene hoxc3a, whose product is annotated as homeobox C3a. The transcript is spliced from 4 exons. The record is from RefSeq and is a predicted model, not a curated record. Gene Ontology annotation, molecular function: RNA polymerase II cis-regulatory region sequence-specific DNA binding; DNA-binding transcription factor activity, RNA polymerase II-specific. Gene Ontology annotation, cellular component: nucleus. Gene Ontology annotation, biological process: regulation of transcription by RNA polymerase II. Lineage: Eukaryota; Metazoa; Chordata; Actinopteri; Cypriniformes; Xenocyprididae. The coding region runs from base 1 to 693 and encodes 230 amino acids.
AUGAGAAAUUAUGAACAUGAGGGCAAGGAGGACCUCGUCAUUGCACUGGACAGCAGUUCUGCGUGGAGUCAACAUGCCGAAGACAAUUCAUCAAAACAUUAUGAAGGCCAUAUUUGGAACCUUCAAAAACUCUCUCAUAUCCAACAACCCUAUUCAUCCUCUGCUGAUGUCAACUACCCUACGAAUGAAACGACAAACUCCCUCGACCAUGGGAAUGCUACGGAAAGAGACAAGAGAUGCAAGCUCUCAACUUCCUGCUUUUCAAGCAAAAAGUAUCCAUGGAUGAGAGAGACACAUACACCUAUAAACUUCAGCUCCAUUAACGUCAUGGAAUCAGGUGAUUCCAGGUACAGCAGUGAAGCUGGAGUACAGGAUAACGGCUGUUCUAACAGUAAACGGGCACGUGCAGCAUUCACCUCCGCCCAGCUGCUUGAGCUGGAGAAGGAGUUUCACUUCAGCGCUUACCUGUGCCGCCCACGGAGACUUGAAAUGGCUGCGCUGCUGAAGCUCACUGACCGCCAGAUUAAAAUCUGGUUCCAAAACCGUCGCAUGAAGUAUAAGAAAGAUCAUAAGGAAAAGUCAAUGGCAAAGUCCUGCCUGGAAACAGGUAACCAGCCCUUUGUGAUUAGUGGAAGUGCAGCAGUGGAUACUCCAAUGCCAUUAAAAUUCCAGUACCACUACGAGAGACCGUGAAUGUCUGUGAUGAACUGUGCUCACUUGUGAAACUACAUGAAAUCCAACAACCAGUGACUUCUGCUUUCAGAAUCCAGCACUAAAGAAUGAUUCACAUAAUGACAGUGACUUCUUUCAACAUCUUUGAUAAGUGAAAUACAAAUUCUCCACAAAAUAUGUAGCUGUUCUGUUUCUGAUCAGCUAUUUUCCCCAUUGUAACUCUCUCUGACAUGAUUUAUAUAUAAGGAAAUUGAAGAUUUAUUGCCUCUAGAUGAUGAUUUAUAUGAAAAGUUAACUUGGACGAGUUCAAUAACCAAGUUCACUUUGAUCCAGAUUACAUGUUAUCAGCCAGUACAUGGCACAUCAGAGUUAGUCUUCAUUGUGCAUAAACUGCUGUAGUAAUAUCUUUGCAAAGUGCCAAGAUUUAUUGCACACGGAUGCAAGCCCGCUGGUACAGGUUUAUCUCUUGGACACAGAAAUUCAAGACUUUGAAUGGUCAUUAACAUCCACUCUCAAAACGAUAUGGUAUUUUCCCAAGGCAUAUGCUGAAUCUUUUAACUCUGAAUGUUGUUGAUAAUGUCCAUGUUGAAUCCUACUGACUGGUUCUCCAAUUAACAAUGCUCUACUCUGCGUUUAACUUUACACAAAGUGUUUUUCUGUUUUAUACUGAAAGUACUGGUCAUUUAAAUCUGAAUUUAUGGUGUUUUGACUAACAAAUGAAUAAAGCAACAAAACAGGA